GAGGGGAGAGGCCUGGCAGUGGCUGGGUGACCGGGCCCGGAGUGGAGUAACAGGACUGUCACCGCCCGGAGGAGGAGAAGGGGAAGAGGAGGCGGCGGCGUGCUGCCUGUAGUGCACACCCGGAACCGGAAAGGGUCUGACUCAGCUGCAGCAACCAUGUCUGACAAUGGAGAGCUCGAAGAUAAGCCACCAGCCCCCCCGGUGCGGAUGAGCAGCGCAGUUUUCAGCUCCGGGACAAAAGAUCCACUGUCCAGCAAUCACAGCCUAAAGCCACUUCCUCUGAUACCUGAAGAGAGAAAAUCAUCAAGAAACAAAAUCAUAUCAAUCUUCUCCAGCAAUGAGAAAGUGGGUAAAAAGAAAGAGCGUCCUGAGAUCUCCCCUCCCUCUGACUUUGAACACACUAUACACGUGGGCUUUGAUGCGGUAACUGGGGAGUUCACGGGUAUGCCGGAACAGUGGGCACGGUUGCUGCAGACUUCAAACAUCACCAAGCUUGAGCAGAAGAAGAACCCACAGGCUGUGCUGGAUGUACUGAAGUUCUAUGACUCAAAGGACACUGCCAAACAGAAGUAUCUUAGUUUCUCUGCACCUGAUAAAGAUGGCCUCCCUUCUGGUGCAUCACCCGCUCCAAACGCAAAAGGUUCUGAGCCUGCAAGGACCGCAACAGAUGAUGAUGAAGAUGAUCCGACUCCUCCAGUUAUUGCCCCACGACCUGAACAUACAAAAUCUAUGUACACACGAUCCGUAAUCGACCCAAUUCCUCCACCUGCUGGCGAUGCAGAUAGUUCAGCAAAGGGUGCAGACAGGCAGAAAAAGAAGACAAAGAUGAGUGACGAAGAGAUCAUGGAUAAACUUCGAACUAUAGUGAGCAUAGGUGAUCCCAAGAAGAAAUACACCCGGUAUGAAAAGAUUGGACAAGGCGCCUCCGGGACGGUCUUCACUGCUACUGAUGUAGCCACUGGUCAAGAGGUUGCAAUUAAACAAAUUAAUCUUCAGAAGCAACCUAAGAAAGAGCUGAUAAUAAAUGAGAUCCUCGUGAUGAAAGAGCUGAAGAACCCAAAUAUUGUGAAUUUCCUGGACAGCUUCCUGGUUGGAGAUGAGCUGUUUGUGGUGAUGGAAUACCUAGCGGGAGGGUCUCUCACUGACGUGGUGACGGAGACCUGCAUGGAUGAAGCCCAGAUAGCUGCUGUGUGUAGAGAGUGUUUGCAAGCAUUGGAAUUCUUACACGCCAAUCAGGUCAUUCACAGAGACAUUAAAAGCGACAAUGUACUCCUAGGAAUGGAUGGGUCUGUCAAACUCACUGACUUUGGCUUCUGUGCUCAGAUCACCCCUGAACAGAGCAAACGUAGCACCAUGGUGGGCACCCCAUACUGGAUGGCGCCAGAGGUGGUCACCAGGAAAGCUUACGGUCCUAAGGUAGACAUCUGGUCGCUUGGUAUCAUGGCUAUUGAAAUGGUGGAAGGAGAACCACCUUACCUCAAUGAGAACCCUCUAAGGGCUUUGUAUCUGAUUGCUACUAACGGCACCCCAGAGCUGCAGAAUCCUGAGAAGCUGUCUCCAAUCUUCCGAGACUUCCUGAAUCGUUCCUUGGAGAUGGACGUAGAAAAGCGAGGGUCAGCCAGGCAGCUCCUACAGCACCCGUUCUUGAAACUUGCUAAGCCACUGUCCAGCCUGACGCCUCUAAUCUUGGCUGCAAAAGAAGCCAUGAAAGGCAACCGCUAACAUCCUAUCAAGACCUUUAUGUAAUUCUCCCUUUGUUCUCUUAACAAUGUUAACGUCCUAUAAGUGCCACUCUCGCUCUGCUCACAGGCACCUGAGAGGGAAAGCCAUCAGCAUUCUGUGAAGAGGCCGGGAAUGUAGAUGCUCUCUCCUUGGCCGUGGCAGUGACAGUACUGGGAAGGAUACGGCUCUCCCAUGCUGUAUAUCUUUCCUCCUGGCAGAAAAAUAAAACUGAGUUCUGUUUGUGGCCUUUUCAAAAACCCUCUAUUUUGGGGUUUCGACUGCAUUAUGGGAAUGACCUUAUAUUGUGCAUCUGUUCUUACCCUCGGAGGACACCGCUUCUGUUCUCUGGCCUUUGCUUGAUACUUGAAUAACUCUCAUGCCAGUGUCAGAGUUUCUGUCUGUCUCUUUGCUGCCUCUUUAUAUUCCACUCACUGUCCUUGUGCCUGGAUUUACCAUUGCGUCUUCGGUGAUGGGAAAUGUGCCUCUGACAGGGAAGUUGUUUGUACUCCUUAAAAAUCUUUGAACAUGUCUUAACUCUCUCUCAAAUAUUUGGGUCGGUUUUACAGUAGGUAGUAUACUACGGAUGGUGGGAAAGCGAGGACCGCACGUUUAGUGUGUGCCAUGCUCAAUGAUUAUUCAAGAUAGCAGCAGCUCCUGUAGCUAAUACGGACUUUUCCCAAUAAUCUGAAAGUGCUCUUAACGUUACACCCUGGAAAACUUGCAGAAUUAUUUUAUUUUUCUGUAACCUUCCUUGUGACUUUUACAUCAGCGGGAAGUAGUGCCAAAGUCCCAAUAGUUCACUGUGUGUUUUCUAUUUAAUGCUUGUUUUUCCCCCUUCUUUUAAUACUACUUGGUCAUUUUGCCACUUUGUGGGUUGAUUUUGCAAAUUCUGUAUGGUUUUACAAACGUAAGUGCCUGGGUCAGGUCUGUUGUCUGUAUGGAAAACCUGAGCCACCAGUAUUCCUAUACAUCUAGAGCAGUUAGGUACAACCUGGUAACUGAGCUACCACUCCUGAUUGAAUGGAUAAUUCCGUGAGUUACCCUAUCGUUUUUUGCAGUACAGUAUAUUAUGUCCCAGAAUCCCUUCUGAUUUCUUACUAAAACAUUGGAUUGCUAAUAGAGCAAUUAUGUCUUGCAUUCACAUGUAGACCCAAGUCUCAUGUGAAAUUAUAGUUACCAACCAAUAUAGUGUAUAUAGGAAAUUCAACACUGGCAAUAGCUGGUGUGGGUUUUUAGUUUUUUUUUCUUUCUUUUUUCCGUUUUUAUUAUUGUUCUUGCCUAAUUGGAGAAAAGGGAAUUAUAGUAUGCUGAAUGACAUCAUUUGAUGUCCUAGCCCUUGUUAAUAUUUUCUUGCCUUUUAAUUACUUCCCGUUCCACCCUGUUAAACUAUGUAAGUUGGGAAUCUCUAUGAAGGUCUGUGGACAUUUCAUUGAAGGUCAACCUUGCCAGUAUCAUCAGGACUGGAAGCUAAACACCAUAUUACACUCUUAUGGAAGACAAUAUCCCCUCUAUUGUGCCUUUAAUUUCAUAUAGAAUGCAAUUCUGUGUUUCUGGUUAAUAUGGUGUUAUGUCAUUAUAACAUAUCAGACAGUGCAGUAAUUCAUUUCUCUGUAUCAGUAGAUUAUUGUGCUGGGUUCUGUGUUAUUACUGCAAUGGAAUGACCUGUUCUACUAAAUGCAAUGAUUUGUUUGCACACUCUAAGCUACUACUCUCAGGGGCUACUACGUCCCACAACUGUAAUUUGCUGCCUGUCCUGUAGGUGUCACUUCCAUAGUCUUUGUGCCCAUGUCCUAUGCUAUGCAUUCAUAGUACUGUGAUGGGCUUAUUUAUCGCAAUUAACUGUCACAUUCUAAAGACCUUGCUAUAAAAACAGACACUCAUUAUGGUCAUUGAGUUACAGUGAAUAGAUAUUUACACACCCACUCAGUAUGAACUGAAGCCAUUGUGUGAGCUGAAUACAUAUCAGAAGAAGCAUUUUGCUAGAAACAUCACUAAGGCUGGCCAGUUACAAAGCAGUAUUGCCCAGUUACAGUACAUAAACCCAUUGCCUGUUCACAAUGUGAUCAUUAUUGGGCUAUGUUUAUAAAAUUACCACUUUUGCCUUGUGUGCACACACCAUUCCCUUCUGCUCAUCCUGACAGAGCUCUGUGGUCCCAAGGUGGUCUGGAUAGUUGGCCUGAGCACCAAACAGCUGGCUCUGAAUGCAUUCUUGUGGAAUUCCCAACCCAUAGAAUGGCAUCCAUCCUCUAUAAUGUGUAUAUGGUGGGUACACAUUACUAUUACAGGACUCUCUUCACAAAACUGUCAACUUUGUGCUGAUGAGCGGAGAUCAAGGGCUUCCCUUAAUAAGAACUUCAGAACUCUUUGCAUAAAAUGCAAAUAUACCAGUCAAGGAAUUAUGUAUAUUUGUUAAAAUGUUUUUGCUUUACUCCUUUUUUUUUUUUUUUUUUUUUUUUUGCCACAAGGUUCUGAACACUCAGUGUUACUUAGGUAAAUAUGAACGACACAUUUGCCUGAACAUGGUCGGCCAUUUUUAAGUUUGGAAUUCUUACAUAAUGCCAAAAUCUCCUCCUCCUCCUCCUCCUCCUAUAUACCCAAGGAGUCUUGUUGAACUGUAAAAUGAAAAUGUAGAUUGUUUCAAUAUUCUGAAGGGCUCUGCGUUCUGCAGUGUAUGUCAUUUUCUAGGUCAAGAUUUUCUAUACAGCUCUUAGAAUUGACAGAACGCCGGCCAGCGGUCCGUGAUUCCUGCUCAGUGUAGAAAGUGUCAUGUAUGACGACGACAUACUGUAUCUGAAUAAAGUGUGAAGAUAGCUGUAAUUAUUUCAACGUAAGAAUAUAAAAUGUAAUGCUUUGAAAUGCUUGUAAAUAGCUAGGAUUUAGUGGUUGAAUAGGUGAAUGGUUAUGUGUCCUUUGUGAGUUUUUGUAGGACAAUGCAUUAACACAAACUGAGGGCAUUUCUAAUAUAAGGUUUCUUUGUAUUGACAACACCCUGACUCCUCAUUAACAUUUGAGACUUGAAGGGAGAUCUGGUUUUCAAAAUGAGUAUAUAAAGUUUAUUUAGGGUUUAGAAAAGUUGUGUUGCCAUUCCAUUGAAUCAAAGGUUCUACAAAAGUACAGUAACAUUAUCUUAGUGAGAACACCCCAUAAUGUAGCUUGUUUAAAAAGUUUGUGCUGCUUCUCUGAUGAAUCAAACAGCAUUUUGGGGGUCGUCUUAGUCCAAACUAUACCACCCCAAAACUAUACCAUCUUGCUUGCUCUGACAAAUUGUGAGACCUCAUAACGGUUAGUCACAGCCAAUUAGAUCCUAUAUUUGGCUUCUUCUCGUCAAAGCACCUGAAAUACUGUACGUUGUUUAGAGAUGAAUUGGGCUCCAUGAAACUGCUACCGUUGGGGUUUGGUGAGCGGCGGUCCGGAUCCCAGCGGUCAGCAUACCGACCGCCAGAAUGUCGGAGGGCGGGGUGUGCGCAACGAAGCCCAUUGCUCGCCACAUGUUCUAUUCCCACUCUAUGGGUGUCGUGGACACCCACGAGUGGGAAUAGCCCUGGGCCCCCUGCCGGCAUUCUGACUGUCGGUCUCCUGGCGUCGGUAUGCUGACCGAACCUUGUUAAUGUUAAUAUCCCAAUUAGAAUGGUGAGGGUGCUGGGAAUCCCUUUAUGGGGACAUGUUAUUUCUAUAGUUAGAAGAGUGGCCUCAGUUCAGUAUGAAUCCACGGAGCUCUCGCCUUUCCUAUAUUUUACGGUCUCUCCUCCUCCUCCUCCUCCUUGUAGCUUUGCAUGCAGAUGUUUCAUAUUCGUUAUUUUGUGGAUUCAUUUUCUGCAGUUCUUCCUUAUCUGUCUUGUUUAAUUUAUCCCAUCUUUUUAUUUAAUUGUUAAUUUUUACGGCAAUAACUACUGAAUCAUUUGUGUGCGUCAACUUUGCUUGGAAUAAACUUUUUGUUUUAUUUUAAUAA
Messenger RNA from Pseudophryne corroboree (corroboree frog), 5671 nucleotides. RefSeq names its product p21 (RAC1) activated kinase 2 (gene PAK2). Gene Ontology annotation, cellular component: cytoplasm. The coding region runs from base 157 to 1722 and encodes 521 amino acids. Gene Ontology annotation, biological process: protein phosphorylation; intracellular signal transduction; regulation of axonogenesis. Lineage: Eukaryota; Metazoa; Chordata; Amphibia; Anura; Myobatrachidae. Gene Ontology annotation, molecular function: ATP binding; protein serine/threonine kinase activity. The transcript is spliced from 15 exons. The record is from RefSeq and is a predicted model, not a curated record.